AUGGCGAUACUCCAGACCACCGCCUCGCGGGGCGGUGGCAGCAAAGGCGGCGGCGCCAAGAGCCUCGGGAGGAACAUAUCUCUGAUCACGCUGACAUUUCAAAACUCGGCGCUCAUACUGAUCAUGCACUACUCGCGCGUCAUGCCGCCGUCCGGCGACCACCGCUACUUCACCUCGACGGCCGUCUUCCUCAACGAGGUCAUCAAGCUCGGCGUCGCCCUCACCCUCGCCAUAUACGAGGCCUCCAAAACGCUCGCGCCCAGCACGCCCGCCACCAUCCUCUUCGAGCAGAUAUACAAUGCCGUCUUCUCGGCCGACGGCUGGCAGCUCGCCAUGCCGGCCGCCUUUUACACCCUGCAGAACCUGCUGCAGUACGUCGCGGUGGAGAACCUGGACCCCGUGCACUUUCAGGUCCUGUACCAGAUCAAGAUCCUCACGACUGCCAUCUUUAGCGUCUUCCUCCUGCGGCGCCAGCUCGGCCUCAAGAGCUGGGUCUCGCUCAUCAUCCUGACGCUGGGCGUCUCCGUCGUCUCGCUCCCCUCGUCCGGCACGGCCGUCGACGCGCUCCUCCUCCACGGCAUCCCCGACCACUACUUCCCGCGCUCCAAGCACGAGCUCGGCAUGGCCGCGGCCCCGGACAUGUCCAGCCCGGACUCGCACCUGACGCGCCGCUCCGCCACGUACGAGGGCAUCGCCAACGACCUGCCGCCCCCGGACCCGCUCAUGAACUACUCGGUCGGCGUCACCGCCGCCGUCGUCGCCGCCGUCGUCUCCGGCCUCGCGGGCGUCUACUUCGAGAAGCUGCUCAAGGAGAGCCCCACGCAGGCCAGCGUCUGGGUGCGCAACGUCCAGCUCAGCUUCUACUCGCUCAUCGCCGCCUUCUUCGGCGGCAUCGUGUGGCAGGACGGCGCGGGCAUCCGCGAGCACGGCUUCUUCGAGGGCUACAACGCCGUCGUCUGGGCCGCCGUCGUGCUGCAGGCCGCGGGCGGCCUCAUUGCCAGCCUCGUCAUCCGCGACGCCGACAACAUUGUCAAGAACUUUGCCACGAGCAUCAGCAUCGUCAUAAGCUUCGUUGUGAGCGUCUGGGCGUUCAAGUUUACAGUCACCGUGCCGUUCCUCAUCGGCACGGCGCUCGUCCUCGCCGCGACGUACCUCUACAGUGUACCCGAGCGCAGCCUGCACCGCCCCCCGCCCAUGCGCAUCGCCAGCUUCGAGAAGCCCGCCAUCGAGAAGCUCAUCACGCCCGCCUCCACCCCGCGCACCACCGACGCCCCGCGCCUCAACCUCGACCCCUUUGACGCAAAGGGCCUGGGCGUCACGUCGAGUAGGCCCAGCAGUCCUAUGCUGCCGCGCCAAAAGAGCAGGACGCACCUCCACCGCGACUCUUGA
This is a messenger RNA of Purpureocillium lilacinum, 1389 nucleotides long. RefSeq lists its product as uncharacterized. The record is from RefSeq and is a predicted model, not a curated record. Gene Ontology annotation, biological process: pyrimidine nucleotide-sugar transmembrane transport. NCBI's taxonomy places the organism in Eukaryota, Fungi, Ascomycota, Sordariomycetes, Hypocreales, Ophiocordycipitaceae. Gene Ontology annotation, molecular function: UDP-galactose transmembrane transporter activity. Gene Ontology annotation, cellular component: Golgi membrane.